AUGGAGCCAAAGGCGAAUACCGAGAUUGUCGAGAAUGCGACAGUCGAUCAAAGAGAUGACCCGCCGAUGAAAAGCAUGGGUCCCGUCAUGCGAUCUCGCGAAGAUGACCUUGGCAUGUUGCAAUGCGUAAGGCGAUUCAAGACCGUGUCGUUGAUUGCGAUGGCUGCCGCUUUCAGUGCAUCGCUCGAUGGGUAUCAAAUCAAUCUCAACGGAGGUAUCGUGUCCAACAAAGGAUUCAUUCGGCAGAUGAGUGCCCCUGGCACAACUGUUAUCCCAGGAAAAUACAUCUCAGCUUGGGGAGGUAUCCAAUCAGCAGGUCAAACAGUCGGUCAAAUUUUCCUCCAAUAUGCAACUGAAAAGUUCGGUCGCAAAAUCGCAUUCUACAUCAUCUGGAUCGACAUCGUUAUCAGCAUCUUCAUCGAAACGUUUGCCACCAGAUGGGAUCACUGGCUUGUCGCCAAGCUCUUCUCUGGGAUGGGCGUUGGUAUGCUUCAGUCUACCAUGCCUCUAUACCUAUCCGAGAUUGCGCCCACACAGCUCCGAGGAUUCUUUAUCAACGCAUACAGUUUUUGGUUUGUCUUAGGCCAAAUAUUCGCUUCGGUGGCUCUCCAGGAGCUGAGUGCAAACGACCCGUACGACUUUCGGGUUCCCAUCUACACACAGUGGGCUAUGGUCGGUCUGAUUGCUGUCAUCUUCCUUUUGAUUCCAGAGUCACCCUGGUGGCUGGUGAGUCAAGGCAAGAUCGAGAAGGGGGCCAAGAUUUUGAAUCGGCUCAAUGGAAAGGUCGAUGGAUACAGCGUUGAUGAGCAGAUUGAAAUCAUGAGCGCCACCGUCACCGAAGAGCGUAUCGUCGCAGAGCGCAACGCAGAAGAAGGCACAUGGGCUGUUUUCCAGGGCCGCAAUCGCAUUCGAUUCCUCAUCGCAGCUUGGCCGAAAAUUGCUCAGCAGUUGGUCGGUUUAGCUGUAUUCAAUACUUACGCGACUUAUUUCUUCCAGUAUGCGGGUAGCAAGGAUCCUUUCAUGGUCACUGUUAUUUUAUCCUGUGUACAGCUUUUGUCUAUGAUCAUGACUGCUUUGACCACCGAUAAGCUCGGUCGGCGCCCUUUGACGGUCUACCCCUAUGCUGUAACGUCGAUCUCGGUUCUGUGUCUUGGGAUCAUCGGCUGUUUCGAUUAUACGAAGCCAGCAACAAGUUCCCUUCUUAUUUUUUUCGCUUGUUUGGCUACAUUGUCGACAACUGGUGCUUCGGCGAUCGGAUAUGCCUACGCGGCUGAAGUCCCCCAACAACGUUUGCGUGCCAAAACGGCUGGCUGGGCGCUUGCUUCUUCCAAUGCGAUCGCAAUUAUGUUUAGCUUCUGCACGCCGCUGAUGAUCAACAAUGAACCUGUGUCGGCUUGGGGUGUGAAAACGGGUUUCUUCUUCGCAGGAACCGGUACCAUUGCGGUGAUUGUCGCUUGGCUUAUUCUCCCAGAAGUAGCACGUCGCACACCUGCUGAGAUUGAUGAGAUGUUUGAGAAAAAGGUGAAUCUUCGCAAGUUCAAAGGAUAUGUUACUGAGGUCCAGCUGCGUUCAAACGAGCAGUACGAUGAACAUGAGAUGAACACAAGGGGUUGA
Molecule: messenger RNA, 1614 nt
Organism: Penicillium brevicompactum
Lineage: Eukaryota; Fungi; Ascomycota; Eurotiomycetes; Eurotiales; Aspergillaceae
Product: putative MFS alpha-glucoside transporter
Exons: 10
Coding region: 1-1614 (537 amino acids)
Biological process (GO): carbohydrate transport; transmembrane transport
Cellular component (GO): membrane
Molecular function (GO): carbohydrate:proton symporter activity
Source: RefSeq, a predicted model, not a curated record